Henningerozyma blattae CBS 6284 is the source of this 1944-nucleotide messenger RNA. It is a transcript of the gene GRC3, whose product is annotated as polynucleotide 5'-hydroxyl-kinase. Gene Ontology annotation, molecular function: polynucleotide 5'-hydroxyl-kinase activity. Gene Ontology annotation, biological process: cleavage in ITS2 between 5.8S rRNA and LSU-rRNA of tricistronic rRNA transcript (SSU-rRNA, 5.8S rRNA, LSU-rRNA). Gene Ontology annotation, cellular component: nucleus. Lineage: Eukaryota; Fungi; Ascomycota; Saccharomycetes; Saccharomycetales; Saccharomycetaceae. The record is from RefSeq and is a predicted model, not a curated record. The coding region runs from base 1 to 1944 and encodes 647 amino acids. The transcript has a single exon.
AUGGGAUUUACAUUACAAAAAAAAAAAAGCAAUCACAUAGACCUAGCACCACAUUCAAUGAGUCUACCGCAAUAUUAUUCAAAUUCAGACUCUUCUGAUGAUGACAAUAAUUCUUCUGAUCUCGAAUUAAUUACCACUUCACAUAACCAAACUAAGAAAUACGUAGAUGAAUAUGAAGAAGAAACCAUUGAACCCACAAAUAAAACUUUUUUCAAUCCAUUGAUUAAUCUUAAUAUUUUCCACAUCGAUAAUUCAAAUUCAAUCUUUGUUGGUCUUAAAAAUAAACAACACCUUUAUCUUUCAGGUAUUUUCCAAUUACAAAUCAUUAAAGGUGGUAUCAUAUAUAAUAAUAUUCAUUAUAACGCCUCCAAAGAAGAAUUUACAUUUUGGCAUCCUUUAAAUUGUUCCAUACCACCUUUACAAUCUUCAUUUUUUGCAGGUUGGAAUGAAAUUAUUUUAAAAGAUAAAUCUUUUAAUAUGGAAAAAUUAAAUCAUUUUGAUUGUAUUUUAAAAAUAUCAAAUUCCAAGACUAAAAAUUUAAAUAAUGCAUUCAAUUUAUUUCCUGAAUUAAAAUAUUUAUGGAAUUUAAGAGAUACAUUUAUGAAUUCUAUUUGGAAUAAAAAUUUUACUUUUAAUAUAUUAAAUGAAAAUAUUGACUCAUUUCACUCGUUAAUAAUACCAAAUAAUUGGGUAACAAAUAUUGAAAAAUUGAAAAUAUCUCAAAAAAAUUCAUUAUUAGAUAUGAAAAUUUUGAUAAUUGGUGCUAAAAAUUCAGGAAAAUCUACUUUAAAUAGAUUAUUAUUAGAAACAUUCAUUAAUGAGAAAGAAUUUCAAGAUGAUAUCUUAUAUGUAGAUUUAGAUCCGGGGCAACCAGAAUAUUCUUCACCUGAUUGUAUUUCAAUUACCAAGAUUGAUAAAAAUUCUAAAAUUUUUGGUCAACAUUUAGCUCAAUUGAAUUUCAAUAAAUUAAAAGAAAUUUAUAUCGGUUCAUCUUCACCUCAAGAUUUCCCCACAAAAUAUUUAAAUGCCAUCAAUCAAUUAAUUUCAUUUCUUAAUGAAGAAAAUUUUAUUGGAACUUCACUUAUUAACUUACCCGGUUGGAUUAAAGGGUUUGGUAUUAAAAUUUUAAAUUAUAUUAUUCAAUUAUAUAAACCCACUGAUUUAAUAUUUCUUGAAUCUACAUCUUCAAAAUCAUUAUAUGAUGAAUUAGAAAUACCUGAAUCAUUCACAAGCAAUUUACGUGAAAAUUAUAAACCAAUCAUCUAUAAUAUCCCAUCUAUUCUUAACAUUAUUGAAACAAAUCAAUAUUCUCCAAAUUCAAGUACAUUAAAUUUUUUUCAACAAACAAGAUUCCACGCUUCACAAUUAAGAACGUUUAAACUUAUAGCAUAUUUCCAUAAACAAAUAGAAGAAGGUGCAUAUGUGGAUUAUGAUUUCCAACCUUUAAUACAUUCUUCUCCAAUCCAAAUAUCUUAUGGUGAGAAAGGUAUAUGUGGUAUUCAAUUGUUAGAAGAGUUUCUAGAUAUUAAUCCUGAAGAUAUUAAAAAUACACUUGAAGGAACAGUAGUGGCUAUCCAAAAAUCUCUUGUAGAUAUUAAGAGCCAAGUAAAAUUUAAAGGUUCAUUUCCGUUUUUAAAUUCCAAUAAUAUUGAUCUACAAUUUAUUGCAUUAGGAAUAAUUCAUUCAAUUGAUGAUGAAAAAAAAAUCAUAAAUAUAUAUAUUCCUAAAUCAAAAUUGGAGCAACUAAAUAAAAAUCCUAAUAUACAAUGGGUUUUAACAAGAGCUAAAACAGAAACUCCAUUAUGUGAAAUUUACCCGCCUAAUAGUAAUAUUAGAAAACAAUAUAGUACUAUUCCAUAUAUAUCCACAGAACGUAGGAAAAAAUUCGAACAUGUUUGGAAAGUUCGUAAAAAUGUUAUGAGAAGAGGCCAUCAUAUGAAGUAA